GUUUGUCGGCCAUGGAUAUCGACGAGUCUGUCCCCUGGACGAGCCAUCACAGCUGCCAUGUAUGCUGCUAUCUCAGGCCAUCCUUGCUCUCGCCUCCAGUGUGCCACUGCGCGACUAAUCACGUAGCGGACUUUCAGUGACUGCGGCUGCCUGUAUACCUUCUUCGGGAAAGCGUGGUUUCCAAACUCAAGAACAAUCCAACGGUUCGACAACGCAGUCCUUCGUAAUGACCAGGGAGCGUCGGGCUUCUGUCACAUUGAUACUAUCCACCUGCCUGCUGCCCUGGGGUUGCCUCAGUGUAUUCGGUUCCCGCACCGAACGGGUGUUCGCCCAGCUGAAGGCGUUGCGCGAGUGCGAGCAGCGGGCAUUUUUCGAGGCCGGAGACAAUGACACUGCUGGAUGUGACUGGAGGUUUGACGGAUGGCAGUGUUGGCCACCAACGCCGCGUGGAAUGACGGCUAAGGCACCAUGUCCGACACUACUGCCUGGCAACGUUAACGCCUCGGCUACCGCUACGUACCACUGUCUCAUGAGGGGCUCCUGGCAAGAUGAAAUGGGGAACUAUGACGCCUGCACAGUAUCGCCAUACUUUGACCCCGAACUGAAGCUUCUCCUUGACAUCGCUGAAGAAAUCGGAGAGUACGUUCCUUGGGAACAGAGUUCUCCGAGGGGAGAGAACUGGAUGUGGCAAGAAAAGAUCGACCACUUCAAGCAUUGCCUAGAGCACGUACUGCUCAAGCCAUUUCCUGAGCUCGGAGCGAACGAAUCCCUAUGCCCACGAACAUGGGAUGGCUGGAACUGCUGGGAUGACACCCCGCCUGGACAGACUGUGUUCGCACCAUGCCCCCAAUUUGUGGCCGGAUUUCUGUCUUCUAGACAAGCGCACAAAUUAUGCACGUCAAACGGGACGUGGUUCCGGCAUCCCGUUACUGGUCAUGUGUGGUCCAACUACACUGCAUGUGUAGACACUCACGACCUUCAGUUCCGAAACUUGGUGAAUUCACUCUACGUCACAGGUUACUCCAUAUCACUGGUUGCCCUACUCUUGUCACUAUUCAUAUUUUGUUACUUUAGGUCUCUUCGCUGUAGGAGGAUCACUAUUCACAAGAAUUUGUUCACUUCGUUCAUCAUCAAUAAUCUAUGUUGGAUACUGUGGUACAUACACGUCAUUGCACAGCCUCAUGUGAUAGAAGAAAGCCCGAGCUGGUGCCAGGCCCUGCACGUCGUGACCCAGUACUUCCUCUUGUGCAAUUACCUCUGGAUGUUCUGCGAGGGUCUCUACUUGCACACGCUACUCGUGAUGGCUUUCAUUGCCGAAGAUAAAAUUCUCAAGUGGUUUCUGCUCAUUGGAUGGGGUUUUCCGCUGCUUCCAACGAUAGGCUACGCUGUAAUGCGUGGCCUAGAUCCAGAGGCGUCAAGAAUGUGCUGGGUCGAGCACGACGUGUGGUACACUUAUAUUCUGAGCGUUCCUGUCUGUUUCUCGAUACUGCUUAGCUUCGCAUUUCUCGUCAACAUCGUAAGGGUACUGGUGACGAAGCUUCGGGCUGUCAAUUCCCCUGACAACGAGAGCACAAGGAAAGCCGUGCGGGCUACAGUGAUAUUGCUUCCUCUUUUGGGCUUGCACUACGUGGUUACUCCGUUCAGACCAGACAAGGGCUCUAUCUUCCUCGCUUACGAGAUCAUCUCAGCAUUGGUCACGUCAUUACAGGGUCUUUGUGUUGCUCUCCUGUUCUGCUUCUUCAAUGGAGAGGUUCUAGGCGUCCUUCGGAAGACACUCUCGCAGACUCCAUGUUUCAGGAACGAUGGCCGACGGAUGUCUUACGCGAAUACCAGCAUCAGCUUUCUUCCAAGACGUUCGUCUGACGGCAGAAGUCCGUCUGUGUCGCCCAACCAUCAGCAGACCAUGCUGUGAAAGAAAACAAGCGGGGAGUUUGUGCGUAGAAAAAAAACAAAGACUGGACAAUCGACGUUCUUGUCAUUUGAGGAUCUGAUACCCUGUGGGACAAUUGCGCUGUGCAGACAAGGAUAUGCACUGGCGAUGUGAACUUUUUUGGUUACACGGCCAAACAAUCAUACCCAAGUGUGCUUGCGUGGAGACAUCACUGUGCUUACAUAUGUCGCGAUGUGCAUAUCAACUGACAGACACCACCUUUAUUCACCGUCUACAUCGACAACAACUGCAUCGGACUAUAGAUCACAAACAAUUCUCGUCUUUUGUUUAGUUAAUGUUUCUGUUUGCAUAUACCUAGUCUCGUUUUUCGUUUUCGAUGUUGCUGUUUACCGAGGUGUGUGUUGAACCACCGACUGUGCUGUUCACGCAAGAAAAGCGCUUACGAGUGCCAAUUGUUUACGAAAUAUAUCGUCAAUUGUGUAACAUUGAAGGUCUCAGAGGCUAAAAGUGCCGGUGAUUUUUCUUAUCUAAACUGACACAAAAAUAAGCCAAACACGUGGAGAAAGAGUGCGAAUGCUUCGGGAGCAUGGACAUGAAGUCGCAAAGGUAAGUUUGCGGUUGGUAGACGUACGCGAUGAUUUGCUGUGCCGAUCAUGACUUCUUCAAGAACGCUUAUUCCAGGAAUUUCGUCCAACCUCCCACUUUUUCACGACUUUCGAAGGAAGAAUGGGGAAUGUACAGAUGUAACAUGCGUGUCAGUGGGAAGAUAAGCAACGUAAUAAAUUGUGAAUAAUAGAUAAAAAGAAUUCAAUAGAACAUUA
Molecule: messenger RNA, 2712 nt
Organism: Rhipicephalus microplus (southern cattle tick)
Lineage: Eukaryota; Metazoa; Arthropoda; Arachnida; Ixodida; Ixodidae
Product: calcitonin gene-related peptide type 1 receptor
Biological process (GO): adenylate cyclase-modulating G protein-coupled receptor signaling pathway; cell surface receptor signaling pathway
Cellular component (GO): plasma membrane
Molecular function (GO): calcitonin receptor activity
Source: RefSeq, a predicted model, not a curated record